AUGUCCCCAUAUGAUCUGGUCUUCGGAAAAGCUUGUCAUCUACCUCUCGAGUUGGAACACAAAGCAAUGUGGGCAAGUAAAAAGCUGAACUUUGAUCUGUCAAAUGCGGGGGAAGUCCGGAAGUUACAGUUGAAUGAGCUGGUCGAGUGGCGAAUGAAUGCCUAUGAAAAUGCCAAGCUUUAUAAAGAGCGAACCAAAAAGAAAGUUGAAGUCCCGCUGGUUUGGGCCAUUCCGCAUCAAGACUAUCUUUCCCAUGGCGCAGUGGAGCUAACAACUGAAGAUGGAAGCAGCGCAUUCAAAGUCAAUGGUCAAAGAAUUAAGCCCUACUAUGGGGGCAAUGUGGAACGACACAUGGAGACCAUCGACUUAGGCAAGCAGGAUUGA
Benincasa hispida (wax gourd) is the source of this 384-nucleotide messenger RNA. RefSeq lists its product as uncharacterized. The record is from RefSeq and is a predicted model, not a curated record. NCBI's taxonomy places the organism in Eukaryota, Viridiplantae, Streptophyta, Magnoliopsida, Cucurbitales, Cucurbitaceae.